Cladophialophora bantiana CBS 173.52 is the source of this 4308-nucleotide messenger RNA. RefSeq lists its product as uncharacterized. Gene Ontology annotation, cellular component: nucleus. Gene Ontology annotation, biological process: positive regulation of transcription by RNA polymerase II. The coding region runs from base 1 to 4308 and encodes 1435 amino acids. The transcript is spliced from 3 exons. The record is from RefSeq and is a predicted model, not a curated record. Gene Ontology annotation, molecular function: ATP binding; ATP-dependent chromatin remodeler activity; DNA binding. NCBI's taxonomy places the organism in Eukaryota, Fungi, Ascomycota, Eurotiomycetes, Chaetothyriales, Herpotrichiellaceae.
AUGACUUCUGUUCAGUCCGCGCCUGCGAUGCAGGCCAAUGUUCCCUCCCUCCCCCCCAACCUUUCUCAAGCUCAAGUGCAGGAAGUUUAUCAGAAAUUCCAGCGCAUGAAAGCACAAAAUGUCCCCGAAACCGAUCCUGAGUACUUAAAAGCAUAUCGAUUUCUCACUGCUGUCCAACAACAGCAGAAUUAUCGCAAGUUGCAGGCUCAAAAGCAGGCACAGGCUCAACUCCAAGCUCGGAUGCAGAUUGCCCAACAACAGCAGCAUCCACAAUCGAACCAACAUGCCGGACUACAAGUGAACGGAAAUGCCAACACCUCGACAACAAAUGGGACUAGCAACGGUCAGCAAGAUUCGACAGGUGCGGUGGUGAACGAGGCAAUUUCCUCCGCGCCGAACCCAACCUCAGGUCCCAAUCCUGCAUCAUCUGCUGGGGCACAGGCACCGCGUGCCGCCGCCCAGACCAGCGGCAGCUUUACACCAGAACAGCUGAAUCUACUGAGAACCCAGAUUUUCGCUUUCAAGACCCUGUCAAAGAACCAGCCGUUGCACCCCAGGAUACAGCAACAACUUUUCCCCUCCUUGAGACAACAGGCAGUCACGCCCACGGACAGCAUUCCCUCUGGGGAUAAAGUGGGGAAUGGCGUUGCGGAAGCGAAGGACGACGGCGCAUCGACCGAAGUUGCUCGAGCUAAAUCUUUCUUCGAAACCUAUCAGUCGCCUUACGAUCUCCUCAUCAAGGCGAUUAGCUUCUCCGACCAUUCACAGCGCAGUAGGCGCCAGAAGAUCCCUAGCAUCCUCCCUAUUGGUCUUGACUCGGACCAGGUUCGAGAGGAGCAAGAACGGCUGCUGUACAACCGCAUUCAAGCUCGAAAGGCCGAAUUGGCAGCACUGCCUGUGAACAUCGCAUCUUGGGACACUAGCAAAUCCGUCGAACCCUCUGCUGACGACUCCCUUAAAGUAAAGGCGUUAAUCGAGUACAAAAAGCUAUGUCUACUUCAGAAACAGCGAGAUUUUCGCCGUGAAAUUCAGCAAGAGCUCUUCUACUACGACAACCUGGCAAUGACAGCUAACCGAUCAAUGCAUCGUCGGAUGAAGAAGCAGUCACUUCGCGAAGCUCGUAUUACUGAGAAACUUGAGAAACAGCAGCGCGACGCCAGAGAGAACAAGGAAAAGACUCGGCAAUCGAAUCAUCUGCAGUCCAUUGUUGCCCAUGCCCAAGAUAUCAAAAACAAUGCCAUCAGUCAGCGCUCGCGUAUUCAGAAGCUUGGUCGGAUGAUGGUCACUCAUCAUCAACACAUGGAACGUGAGGAACAGAAGCGCAUUGAACGGACUGCGAAGCAACGUUUGCAAGCAUUGAAGGCGAACGACGAAGAGACAUACCUGAAGCUCCUCGGCCAGGCCAAGGAUUCUCGCAUUACACAUCUUCUCAAACAGACCGAUGGUUUCCUGAAGCAACUUGCCGCCUCCGUCAGACAACAACAGAGAAGUGCAGCAGAGAAAUGGGGCGAAGACAAGUACCUCGAGGAGGAAGAAGAUGAUGAGGGCGACUCGGAAGAUGAGGAAGGACGUGGCAAGGUCGAUUACUAUGCUGUCGCUCAUAGAAUCAAGGAAGAGGUCAACGUCCAGCCCUCAAUUCUGGUUGGAGGCACUCUGAAAGAGUACCAGCUCAAAGGUCUCCAGUGGAUGAUUUCACUGUUCAACAACAACCUGAAUGGCAUUUUGGCCGACGAGAUGGGUUUGGGCAAGACCAUUCAAACCAUUAGUUUGAUCACCUAUUUGAUUGAGAAGAAGCGUCAGACCGGCCCAUUCUUGGUCAUUGUUCCUCUAAGCACACUCACCAACUGGAAUCUGGAAUUUGAGAAAUGGGCUCCUUCUGUCAGUCGUAUCGUGUACAAAGGCCCUCCGAACAGCAGGAAGCAGCAACAAAUGAGGAUCCGACAAGGUAACUUCCAGGUCUUGCUCACAACCUACGAAUACAUCAUCAAAGAUCGCCCUAUUUUGAGCAAGAUCAAAUGGGUACACAUGAUCGUCGAUGAAGGUCACCGUAUGAAGAAUUCUCAAUCGAAAUUGAGCAGCACCAUCACCCAAUAUUACACAACAAGAUACCGGCUGAUCUUGACCGGUACUCCACUACAAAACAACCUGCCCGAGUUGUGGGCCCUUCUCAAUUUCGUUUUGCCUACCAUCUUCAAAUCAGUCAAGUCGUUCGACGAAUGGUUCAAUACACCUUUCGCCAACACCGGUGGACAAGACAAGAUGGAGUUGAGCGAAGAAGAGCAGCUCCUCAUUAUCCGCCGCCUGCACAAGGUUCUGCGCCCUUUCUUACUUCGCCGUCUCAAGAAAGACGUGGAGAAGGACCUUCCUGACAAGCAAGAGCGAGUCAUCAAAUGUCGCUUCUCAGCUCUCCAGACCAAGCUUUAUAUGCAGCUGAUGACGCACAAUCGACUUGCUGUGGCUGACGGUAAAGGCGGCAAAACCAGCAUGCGCGGUCUCAGCAAUAUGUUGAUGCAACUGAGAAAACUGUGUAAUCACCCUUAUGUCUUUGAGCCUGUGGAAGACCAGAUGAACCCCGGCAGAGGGACUAAUGACUCCAUCUGGAGAACAGCCGGUAAAUUUGAGCUCCUCGACAGAAUCCUUCCCAAGUUCCGCGCCACUGGUCAUCGUGUGUUGAUGUUCUUCCAGAUGACUCAGAUAAUGAAUAUCAUGGAGGACUUCUUGCGUUACCGCGGCAUCCAAUAUCUCCGACUUGACGGCGCCACCAAGGCUGAAGAUCGAUCUGAACUGCUGCGGGUCUUCAAUGAACCCGGAUCGCCAUAUUUCUGCUUUCUCCUUUCGACCCGUGCCGGUGGUCUUGGCUUGAAUCUUCAAACUGCAGAUACUGUUAUUAUCUACGAUUCAGACUGGAAUCCUCACCAGGAUUUGCAGGCUCAGGAUCGUGCUCACCGUAUUGGACAGAAGAACGAAGUGCGUAUUCUACGUCUCAUUAGCUCUAACUCCGUCGAGGAGAAGAUCCUGGAGCGCGCUCAGUUCAAGCUGGACAUGGACGGCAAGGUCAUUCAGGCGGGUAAAUUUGACAACAAAUCCACCAACGAGGAGCGAGAGGCGUUCCUAAAGACCCUGCUUGAAGCCGCCGAAGCCGCCGAACAAGUUGGAGACCAAGAGGAGAUGGACGACGACGACCUGAAUGAGAUCAUGGCCCGAACAGAAGAUGAGUUGGUCUUAUUCAAAAAGAUGGAUAAGGAGCGGGAGGAGCAUGACCAGUAUGGGCCAGGCCGACCACUUGCCCGGUUAAUGGAGGAAAGUGAACUUCCGGACAUCUACGUGGCUGAGGACAAUCCAGUUCAAGAAGAGGUAGAGGAGUACACUGGUCGCGGCGCCCGCGUCAAAACCCAAGUCAAAUAUGACGACGGGUUAACUGAAGAACAGUGGCUUGCCGCUGUUGACGACUCGGACGAUUCGAUUGGCGAGGCGGCCAAACGCAAACAGGCCAGGAUCGAGAAAAGACGCAGCAACAAGCUCAAACGUGAACGAGAAGCAGCAGGCAUUGCGUCUUCACCCGAACCCGAACGCGAGAGUUCUGAAGAGGAGCCCCCACCGAAGAAAAAGGGUCCUGGACGGAAGUCAGCGGGGCAGAAGCGCAAGGCUGAGGACAUUGAGGACGAGACACCAGCGACGAAGCGCAAGAGAGGAAAGCAACUCAACAAGCCGGCCAUCGACCCGCUGAGUAGCACUGAGCGAUCUGCGUUACAAAAAGCUCUCAAGGCUGUCUUUGGGUCCAUCAAAGCUCUAGAAGUACCUGACUCGGAUUCAGAGCAGCAGUCGGAAGAUGAGAGCGACGACGAACCGCCGACAAGAUUGAUCAUCGGACCGUUCCUAGAACUUCCCCCAAAGAAAGUGUACCCCGAUUACUACAGCUUCAUUACGGAACCCAUCGCCAUGGACAUGAUUGAGAAACGUAUCAACGGCCACCAGUACUCCAGCCUCAAAGAUUUCCAAAAUGACAUUGCGCUCUUGGCGAAGAACGCGAAGACGUAUAAUGAGGACGGCAGCAUGUUGUACAACGAUGCAAUUGCCAUUGAGAAUCACUGCAACGAGAUGAUUGCCAGACAGAUUGCAGACAACCCCAGCCUUGGGGAUAGAGGACUUCUGGAUGGCGAUUCCACAGCCGCGGCUUCGAGCGCGGGAACACCUCGGGGAUCCGUGGCACCAGCUGGCGGGACAAAGCUAAGACUGACAUUGGGGACGAGCAGUAAUGGGAUUGCGACGAAUGGCACUACGAGCGGGGCUGCCAGCGGAGCGGAAUGA